Molecule: messenger RNA, 1125 nt
Organism: Gongylonema pulchrum
Lineage: Eukaryota; Metazoa; Nematoda; Chromadorea; Rhabditida; Gongylonematidae
Source: the annotation of a GenBank genome assembly
UUGCAGGUUAGUGACAGGCAUUAUCAAUUGAUAUUAUCACCGGAUAUCAAUCAGCCGCGGCCGCGCUACCAAUGGUUCUAUUUUGAAUUAUCCAAUAAUGAGGCGGAUGUCAAUUACACUUUCGAAAUUAUCAAUUAUAGCAAGGGGACGUCAAUGUUCAGCCACGGUAUGCAGCCGGUGAUGUUCUCAGUUACCGAAGCAGUUCGUGGGAAACCCGCUUGGAAGCGUGCAGGUUCUUCGAUCUCAUACUGUCGUAAUACUUUCUGCCGAAAUGAUUUCAAAGAUCACACUGAUACAAGGCAUGCGUUAUUUUUCGUUUCGGUUUACGGUUCAGUUCGCGCACCGUGCCGAUGUGUGUUAUAUAGCAUAUCAUUUUCCUUACACGCCACGUUGGAAAGGCAUUUAACAACAAGAAAAAGGCGGCUGUUUGUUCGUUGUGAUAAACUGUGUACAACGUUAGCUGGUAAUGAAGUACCGCUUCUUACAAUAACAGCCAGUGGCACCAGAGAACAAAUCGAGGCACGUCAGAUUGCUGUCCUUUGUGCCCGAGUGCAUCCUGGAGAAAGCAACUCGAGCUGGGUCAUGCACGGUGUCAUUGAUGUGCUGAUGAGCGAAGAGGAUAAAGCUGUCCAUCUCCGUAAUCAAUAUGUGUUCAAAAUUAUACCGAUGUUAAAUAUCGAUGGAGUAGUGAACGGGUCGCAUCGAUGCAGCCUUGCUGGCGUGGAUUUGAAUCGUACCUGGGAUCGUCCGUCCCCAGAAUUGCAUCCUCCUAUUUUUCAUACUAAAGCUAUUGUACAGUAUAUGGUGGACGUGCUUGGCAAGAAGCCUUUUGUAUUCAUCGAUUUGCACGGUCACUCCCAGCACUUUAAUGAAUGUGAUUAUUUUUCGUUGUCCAAUUGUCGAUUUAGCAUCACUAGAGAGAAAGAGUCAUCAGGUCGUGUGACGCUAUGGCGACAGUUUGGUGUCACUCGUUCAUACACCAUAGAGUCAACCUAUGCUGGCUUUAACACUGGUCCUCGAAAAGGUUUUCAGGUAAAUAUUGAAGAUUUAUUGGAAAUAGGCAAUCAGUUAUGCAAAGCAUUGAAGCAACUUAUGUACAUUGGUGCGAACUGGUCUUUAGUCUAA